GUGAGGGGCGUGUUAGAAUAUAAAUAACUGUUCCUGGGCCACAACCACAAGCUUGAGCUUUUGGUUGAAUGGGUUCCUUGACAUGGUAUCAGAGCAGCCCAGUUGUCCGAUCACAACAACAACGCCCGGAUCACAACCCCAGAUCCGUUCGUGAAGAGCCUGACGGGGAAGACGAUCACCGCCUGGGUAGAGCCAUCCCACACGGUGGAAGAGUUGAAGAAGAAGAUUCAGGACAAGGAAAAAAUCCCGGCGGUUGGGGUACGGUUCUGGGGUUGGACCGUCUGUGGCGUGUCCAUAGGGAGGGUGUCGGGCUGUCGUCCGUGACUGGUGGGACGGGUCUGGGGUUGGACCAUCAGUGGGACAGGAGCAUGUGAGCCUGGGCUUGGAGGAAAAAUAGGGGUUAUAGGAGAGGGUGACGGGAGGGAUGACAAUUUGGGAUAUGGAAACUGAUCCUCGACGAACCGAACAUGACGAGAGACAUAAACUUUUUGAGACACGGGUUCAUAGCAUUUAUACCCUUUAGUGGUGACGGUCGACCGCGGUAGCCUCCUCUACCGCAAACUCGACCGUUUGUAGCGAGAAGUGCUGUGCGAGGUUCGGUGAUGGUAGACUCGGUGAGGCUGAGUUUAUUCUCCAUCUCCAGGUUUAUUUCUUCGGAGAUCAGCCAUCCAGAAAGCUGAUUUAACGAAAUAUUGGUAUUGUUCAUGCGAAUGUUUUNCUCUUCUUUCAAGGCAUCGAGAUCCGAGAGAAUAGUUGCCACAUCAUCAAGACUGUUUGUUUCAGCCUCUUAAUGGUUCAGAUGUCUGAAUGGUUAAGAGAUUUACCUCUGAAUGGUUAAGUAUUAUACAGAGUCUGAAUGGUUAAGACCUCUUAUCUGAAUUGAUCAGACAUUUGCCUCUGAAUAGUUAAGCAAUAUACUAGCUCUUAAUGGUUCAGACCUCUUACUGGUUCAGCACUUAAUGGUUC
Messenger RNA from Cuscuta campestris, 966 nucleotides. NCBI's taxonomy places the organism in Eukaryota, Viridiplantae, Streptophyta, Magnoliopsida, Solanales, Convolvulaceae. The record is from the annotation of a GenBank genome assembly.